AUGGUCUUCCAGGCAAUUUCCAAUAUUCUAAGAAAGAGCACAUUGAAUACAGAAGUUAAUUCAAUAUCCCGUUUAUUGAGGAACAGUUUCUUAAAUGUUAAUGAUGCUUUCAAUUCCAGUGGUCUUGCAUUAGCGCCAGCUGGUUUAAAUUCAAUUGAUAAAGAACUAGGCUCAAUUGAUAAAGAACUAGGCUCAAUUGAUAAUGAUAAUGAAGGUAAUAUUUGGGAUAUAUUUAAGAAUAAUAAUGGAUUUCUUCUUGCAGUACCGAAGAAGAAGGUGUCUCAUCAAAAGAAGAGACAAAGAUUAUACGCUCCAGGUUCGAAGCAAUUAAAAUUGAAGAACAAUUUAACGAAAUGUCCAUCUUGUGGCCAUUAUAAGUUAGCCAAUACAUUAUGUACAUUUUGUGUUGAUGAAAUCCAUCAUAUUUGGAAAAAGCAUACUAUCAAUGAUAAGAAGGGUACGCCUGAAAUUCCAUUGCAAGAACAAGAUUUGAGUGCGAUUGAUUUAAGAGUUUUAUAUCCUGGUAAGAAAGAUACGGAAUAUGUCAAAAAAUUAAAGGAUAAAGAUAGUUAUUUGAAACGCAAAAUCAGAUCUCUACCUGUCGAAGAGAAGUAA
This is a messenger RNA of Tetrapisispora phaffii CBS 4417, 615 nucleotides long. RefSeq names its product mitochondrial 54S ribosomal protein bL32m (gene MRPL32). Bases 1 to 615 code for a protein of 204 amino acids. Gene Ontology annotation, cellular component: mitochondrial large ribosomal subunit. Gene Ontology annotation, biological process: translation. NCBI's taxonomy places the organism in Eukaryota, Fungi, Ascomycota, Saccharomycetes, Saccharomycetales, Saccharomycetaceae. Gene Ontology annotation, molecular function: structural constituent of ribosome. The transcript has a single exon. The record is from RefSeq and is a predicted model, not a curated record.